This is a messenger RNA of Vicia faba (fava bean), 1827 nucleotides long. The record is from the annotation of a GenBank genome assembly. Lineage: Eukaryota; Viridiplantae; Streptophyta; Magnoliopsida; Fabales; Fabaceae.
AUGCUUCGUUUAAUACUAUUUCUCUUCUUCUACUCCCUCACCUUCACAGUAUCUUCCUCAACAAACUCAACCCUCCCUCAAGACGCCAUAUCAUUACUCUCCUUCAAACAAACCGCCGACCAAACCAACAAACUCCUCUACACACUCAACGAGCCCUACGACUACUGCCAAUGGCAAGGCGUAAAAUGCGCGCAGGGCAGAGUAGUCCGCUUCGUCCUCCAAAGCUUCUCCCUAACCGGUUUCUUCCCUCCCAACACCCUAACCCGCCUCGACCAACUCCGAGUCUUGAGCCUCCGUAACAACUCCUUAUCCGGACCCAUCCCGGAUCUCUCACCUCUCAUCAACCUCAAAUCACUCUUCCUCGACCGGAACAACUUCUCCGGUUCUUUCCCUCCUUCCAUUCUCUUCCUCCACCGCCUCAUUACUCUCUCCCUCUCUCAUAACAACCUCACCGGUUCACUUCCGCUUCGGUUAACCCUCCUCGACCGUCUCAUUUCGCUUCGACUCGACUCCAACUCCUUCACCGGUCCUCUUCCUCCUCUCAACCAAACCGAAUUAAAACUAUUUAACGUCUCUACCAAUAACCUCACCGGUCCGGUUCCUGUCACUCAAACUCUCACACGCUUCAAACCGCUGUUUUUUUCUCAGAAUCCCGGUCUCUGCGGUGAGAUUAUUCACAAACAAUGUACUCAUCGUUCUAGAUUCUUCGGUUCAUCAAACGCCACCGUUUCUUCCUCUGCACCGUUGAGUCAGAGCGCCGAAUCGCAAGUUUUUACGCUGAUUAUAAUCGGGUUAGUUAGAAAAAACAACACCGGAGCAAUAUCGAAAUCAAAAUCUGAAUCAUCGGCGUCGGAAACUAUACCGGCGGUGGCGGGAUUGGAGGCAAGAACCGAAGUGGAAGCCGUUACGAAGGUGAAGAUGAUGGAGGAAGCGCAUAGGAGUGGGAAGUUAGUGUUCUGCUGUGGGGAGGUGCAGGAGUAUACGUUAGAGCAGCUGAUGAGAGCUUCGGCGGAGCUUUUGGGAAGAGGGAGUGUGGGGACCACUUACAAGGCGGUGAUGGAUUCAAAGGGGAUAUUGACGGUGAAGAGGCUGGACGCCGGAAAAAGUGGUGUGAUGAGUGGUGAAGAAUUUCAGAAGCAUAUGGAGAUUGUGGGGAGACUUCGGCAUCCUAAUUUGGUUCCUUUGAAGGCUUUUUUCCAAGCGAAAGGAGAGAGGCUUGUUAUCUAUGAUUUUCAACCUAAUGGAAGCCUCUUCAAUCUUGUUCAUGGUUCAAGAUCAGCGAGAGCGAAGCCGCUGCAUUGGACGUCAUGCUUAAAAAUAGCAGAAGAUGUAGCUCAUGGACUUGCUUAUAUACAUCAAGUUUCGUCCUUGAUUCAUGGAAAUCUAAAAUCCUCUAAUGUCCUUCUUGGAGGAGACUUUGAAGCUUGCAUAACCGACUAUUGUUUGGCCUUCCUUAUGGAUUCUUCAUUCACAGAAGAUCCUGAUUCUGCAGCCUACCAAGCCCCCGAGGUUCGAAAAUCUUACCGCAGGGCAAGUUCCAAGUCUGAUGUGUAUGCUUUUGGUGUGCUGCUGUUGGAGCUUUUGACGGGCAAACAUCCUUCCAAACAUCCUUUCCUUGCGCCAAUGGAGUUACAAGACUGGGUUAGAGCUAUGAGGGAUGAUGAUUUUAGCGAAGAUAACCGGUUAGAAAUGCUCACCGAAGUCGCCAGUAUUUGCAGUGCGACAUCACCGGAGCAGAGGCCAGCUAUGUGGCAAGUUCUUAAGAUGAUACAAGGAAUAAAGGAUAGUAUUUCUAUGGAGGACACUGAACUCACUGGAGUGACAUAG